This is a messenger RNA of Pisolithus orientalis, 750 nucleotides long. RefSeq lists its product as uncharacterized. The record is from RefSeq and is a predicted model, not a curated record. The transcript is spliced from 3 exons. Lineage: Eukaryota; Fungi; Basidiomycota; Agaricomycetes; Boletales; Pisolithaceae. The coding region runs from base 1 to 750 and encodes 249 amino acids.
AUGUCUGCCAAUCACCUCCCCCAUCUCUCACAACUUGUGCACCCUGUUACCCUGGACCUGGCUGAAGUUGAGAAGGCCACUAUCAAGGAACAACUAAUGGUUGUGUUGGAAGCCCUUGUUGCUGAGGCAAGUGUGCCUGAUGAUAAGAGGGAGCUGAGGGGGGAGAAGCUGAUGUGGUUGCAGUGGUGGGAGGAGAAGAUGGAAGCACUUGUGCCAAUCAUUGAGCUGGGGAAAGAGCUCAGCAUAGUUAUGAGGGCUGAUGCUGUGGAUGCACCAGUACUGACCAAAGCUGAUGACAUGUACAAGCAAUGGACUACAGAAGAGGCCAAUGCACCCAUGAAAGCUGAACAGGACAUCCAGAUGGGGGAGGAGCCCAUGACAGAGCCUGGCUCAACAGUGGUGGUAUGGAUGUUGCACAUGGAGCAUGCAAGAUAUGACACCAAUGAUGAAGAGGAGGUGAUGAGGGUGAAGGCAAAGGAGAGAAAGCAAUGGAAGGCAGCUGAGCAAGCCUGGCAGGAAGAACAGGCUCAGCUUGAGGCUGAGAGAGUGGAGAGAGAGAAGGCCAAGGCAGAGAGGGCAGAGAGGGAGAGGGCCAAGGCCAAGAAGGCAGUGCAGGAGGCAGAAGAGGAAAGGGUGUGCAAGGAGGAAGAGAGGCAAGAGGCCAAGCAUAAACACAAGGCUGAGGCCAUGAAGGGUGAUGAAGCCAGGGCCAGUGGUAGUGAGGCUGGCAAGGUUGUUGAUGCACAUUAA